ACAAACCAAAUUGACAGGUGUGUUACACCUGCCAAAAUUUAUCAAAAUUCAAAUUCAACUCUCAAAAUCUACAUGUCAUAAAUUCAUAAUUCAGUCACGAUGUCACCCAUUUUCGGCAACAUCAUUUUCAAAAUUCUCGGUAAUUUUCAACAUCAUGAAAAACAUAGUCACGCACGCAGACUUUUAUCCAUUUUUUCGAGAAAAUCUAAAAUCGAAGAAACUUCCCCAUACAUCAUUGUCAGAGCAAACACAAAAGAUUAUGAUCAAAUAUUGAAAGUUAUGCACGAAAGUUAUUAUGCAAACGAACCAACGGUGGCAUCCCUUAAAAUCCCUCCUAAUCCCUUCAUGGAUGAGAGAGCCUUAAGGGCUAUGGCUAAAGGAUAUACUCUAGUUGCCAGAUGUAAGCACAAUGGCUGCAUAGUGGGAGCAUGCAUCAACGAAGCCGCACAUCCCUGGGAUCCAGAAAUCGACGAAAAACUUUCCUGCGGAAUUGAAAACGAAAACAUUAAAAAGCUUAUUAUGUUUUACGCUUAUUUAAUGAAAGCUCCUGAUCUAUGGAGAUGUUUGGGAGUAGGAACUGUUUACGAAAUGGCUUAUUUAUUUGUAAAAAGACAGCAUCGUAAAAAAGGCUUGGCCUUUAGGCUGAUGCAAGAAUCCAAAACUUUGGGAGCCGACUCUGGUUUUCCUGUACUUAGAUGCGAUGCUACCAGUGUCCAUACAGCUAAAAUCUGUGAACGCCUUGGCAUGCAAAAAGUAGCCGAAAUUCCUUACUGUUCAUAUCUGGACCAUAAUUUGGAGCCUGUAUUCAACCCCCCAUGGCCUCAUGAAGGAGUUCAAACCUUUUGCGACUGCGCACCACAGUAUAACGAACUUAAGAAGAAAAUACAGACAAGAAAGAGCUUAUUUAGUCUAGAAAAAUCUAAAGACAAAUAUACUUGAUGCAAUAUGGAGAUUGAAAAUUGAAAAAAAAAAUAUAGGAAAAAUAAAUUGAAUUGUAGUCCAACGUUCAAUUAAUUCAAAUAAAGCUGAAACCAAACCGGAACAUUUUAUAAUAAAUCAAAAAAACCUACAUUAUUACACCAUAAGCUAAAUAAUUUCUUAUAGCAAAAUUACCAUAACGUAAUAGAAUCCCAAAACUGUUGCGGUUAGUUGGCAUACUUCCUUGGUAAUGUUAAACAAAUUAAGCGGUUUUAAUAAGGAAAAAGAAAAAAACAAUCUAGUUUUAUAAUAAAUACAAUUUUAUUCACCUAAGUAUGGAAAAUUGCAAAGUACAAAAAGAUUAUGGCAUUAAAUAUAAUUGAAAUAUUUCACAACUAGUAUUUUAUUUUAUUCAACAUAUUAUUGGUUUAUGGUCAGUUUAAAAAAUUGGCAACCGUGUAUAUUGACCUAAUGAUGUAUUGUACUUGUUAACUUCAGACCGUUUUACUAAAACUAGAUUAUCUUGAAGUUUCGAUCUGAUGAAACCAAGACUUUGAGAAAACUCUUUACGAUUUCAAUAAGGUUGGAUGGAGAGUUAUCAAACAUGCAUACAAAACAAAAUUCAGGUAGCUACUUUCAUGACUAGGUAAUUAAUUUUUCUUAAUACAUACAAAUAUUUACUAAUUUUUGUUAUCAUAUCCAUAUUCUUUCCCUUUAAUGCUACCAUGUUUUUUAGCGUAAUCCCUAUGAUGUUUUUGAUAUUUCUUUUUCCCACCUUCCCUGCUGAAUCCUUUGUUCUCGUCCACGUGUUUCCCUUUUUUGGAACGCCCUUUAUUCCCAUAUUUCCUUCCACUUUUGCCAGAUUUAUGACUGCUACCUUUCUUAUGUCCGCCUUGAAUAUAGAAAAUUUUUGAGUUGCAAUUUUUAAUCAAAAAAAUUCUUACCUUCUUUUUUCUUGUAGUGUGAGUGAGCAUCUCCAUGUUUUUCAUGGUACCCUUCUUUGUGGGCAUCGUCGUAGAAUCUGUGCUCUCUGUGAUAUUCGUCCCUGUGGAAUUUGUUGUGGUAACCUUUAGUUUUGUGGCCUCGUUUGUGCCCUUUUU
Messenger RNA from Ceutorhynchus assimilis (cabbage seed weevil), 2018 nucleotides. NCBI's taxonomy places the organism in Eukaryota, Metazoa, Arthropoda, Insecta, Coleoptera, Curculionidae. The record is from the annotation of a GenBank genome assembly.